AACUCCAUUUCCCAUGAUCCUUUAGUGGAGCAUGUGACCACUCCAAAGGGAGGAGGAGAGAGGCAACAGGAAGGGAGCAAAAAGCUUGCCAUGUAAACCCAGGAGUAAAGAACUGUAUCUGCAUGCUUUGCAACCCGCUUUAUGUCCUAGAAUGUAGGGCUGCCCCGCUCUCCCCGAACCGCCAUGGCCGACGGGAGCAUGGAGCUCAAGGCGGAGGGCCUUCCGGGGCCUAGAUCCAUGGAUCUGGAGGAGGUCCCGGAUCUCCAAGACGGUGCCUCCACCCAAGAAGAGCCUGGGCCGCUGUGUGCUGACUUAGGAGCCCCACUGGCACCUCCCAACGUGGGGGCUGGGGCCUCCGGAAUGGACCCCACGGAGACAGCGGAGGGACAGGCAGACAUGGGGCUCCUGGAAGGACCCAGGGAUACCAUGGAGGACGUUGCCACCACGCUCCCGCAGGAGCCUCCCCCAAAGUGGGUGCCAGAUCGGGUCCCAUCCGCAGAAGGGGACGCCACCCUCGUUGCUCCGUCGAUGGAGUUGGAGGAGGAAGAGGACGGCUCCGUUCCCGGCGCGGACCUCAUCCGAGACCUCCUCGAGCGGCUCGACCCGCAAUUCCGAGACAAUUCGCAGUCAUCCUCCUCGCACUUCCGAGACAAUUCGCAGUCAUCUUCCUCGGACGGCGAAGAGCAAAGCCUUCUCCCCGAGGGGGGGGAUCCGCCGGGAGAAGUCGGCCCGUGCCUGCUGCAUAUCGCCACCGGCUUAGGGGUCACCGCCACCCACGGGCCACGGAAAAGUCGGGGUUUGCUCUCGGCCGACACCGAACGGGAGGACCUGCUUGGGCUCCUCCGCUACGAAGGGGGCGUCCCGGGUGAAGCGGACGAGCGGACCCCCUUGGCCCACGCGGAGGCCGUUUCGGGGGGCGAAAGGGCCGGGACGGAAACGGGGCCACCCUCCACGGCGGGUCCAAAGGAAGAAGAGGCCACACCGGAGACAGCGAGCGAGCGGUUGGCAGAAGAGAACAAAAUCGAUACCUCCUCCUCCUCCGUCCCAGUUUACCAAGAAGACGACCUCUCGGCCGUAGCGCCGGGUCCUUGUGACCCCGAAGACCUGCGCGAAGGGGUCCUCUUUGCGGCGAAAUACCUGGGCUCCACGCAGCUGGUUUCAGAGAGGAACCCCCCGAGUAGUGUCCGCAUGGCGCAAGCCCAGGAGGCCAUGGACCGGGUGAAGGCUCCGGAAGGGGAGUCCCAGCCCAUGACGGACGUGGAUCUCUUCAUCUCGACUCAGAGGAUCAAAGUCCUUACGACCGACUCCCAGGAAGCCAUGAUGGACCACCCGCUGCAGACCAUUUCUUUCAUCGCGGAUAUCGGGAACGUGGUUGUGCUGAUGGCGCGCCGGAAACUCCCUCGCCGGACGGACUCUUCCCCGGAGAAGCCGCUCUACAAAAUGAUCUGCCACGUCUUUCACUCGGCCGACGCCCAGCUGGUUGCACAAGCCAUCGGCCAGGCCUUCAGCGUGGCUUACCAGCUCUUCCUGAGAGCGAGCGGCAUCAGUCCUCAUCGAGUGGGGCCUCGCUCUCCGGGUCCCGGCGCUGACGAAGAAGACGACGAAGACGCCGCCGCCAUCCGGGCGCAAGGCGAGGAUUUGUACAACGCCGACCUGGCCCACUUCUCCAAGCAAGAGAACUGCGAGAAGGUUGUGAUCACGAAGCCGAAGGGGGCGAUCCUGGGCCUGGCGGUGGUGGAGUCCGGCUGGGGCUCCCUGCUGCCCACAGUAGUUAUCGCCAACCUGAUGCACGGGGGGCCGGCCGAACGGUCGGGAAAACUGAGCAUCGGGGACCGUAUCACGGCCGCCAACGGGACCAGCCUGGUGGGGCUGCCCUUGGCCACCUCGCAGAGCAUCCUCCGGGAGCUGAAGAACCAGACCGAGGUGACCCUCAGCGUGGUCCACUGCCCGCCAGUCACCACCGCCAUCGUGCGGAGGCCCGACACCAAGUUCCCGUUGGGCUUCUGCGUGGAGAACGGCAUUAUCUGCAGCCUGAUGCGCGGGGGGAUUGCCGAGCGUGGGGGCAUCCGUGUGGGCCACCACAUCCUGGAGGUCAACGGGCAGAGCGUGGUGGCCAUGCCCCACCAAAAGGUCAUCCAGAUCCUCACCGAAGCCGUCCGCGAGGUCCGGAUCAAAACCAUGCCGGCUUCGACCUACCGCCUUCUGACCGGUCAGGAACAGCCGGUCUUCCUCUGAGCAAACCGAAGGCCUUGAAAGACUUUGACAAACGGUUGCCUUUCGUUUCUUUUGUUGUCGUUUUUCUCGUUGCAUUUUUUCCCUUGUGUUGUUAUGGUGUGAUGGAGUGUGGUUAGGACUGGAUUAAAAGGCAUUUUUUAAAAAGUCUGUUUAAAAAAGAAGCAAAAAGAGAUAUAGUGCGGUCGAAAAAACUUUAUUACAAAGGUCCCCAUCAAAAAAAAUACUAUAUACAUAUACACACAUAUGUGUAUACACACACACACACACAUACAUCAUAUAUAGAGAGAGGGGAGAUUAUUAUUAUUAUUAUAUUAUGACACAGCAAACAAGAUAGAUAUGCUGGAUUUCGUAUAUUAAUAAUAAUAUUAUAAUAAUAAUAAUAUAAUAAUAUAAUAAUGGAAUAAUAAUAAAUGAUACAAAAUCUAUUAUUAUUAUUUUAUUAUGACACAGCAAACAUGAUAGGUAUGCUGGAUUUCGUAUAUUAUUAAUAAUAAUAAUAUAAUGGAAUAAUAAUAAAUGAUACAAAAUCCAUUAUUAUUAUUAUUAAUUACAUUUAUAUCUUCUCACCCCAAAGGGGCUUACAAAUCAAAUGAACAUACAAUAUAUUUUUAGUACAGCACAAUAUAAGCAUUAAACUACUAUAUUGUACUAUAUCAUUAUAUGGUAAUAUUAUUAGUAAUAUUACAUUUAUUUAAUAUAUAAUAUAUAAUUAAUAUUAGUAUAUUGUAUUAUUAGUAGUAUAAUAUUGUAUUCCAUUGUAUACAUAUUGUAUAUGUGUGUGUGUAUAUGAAAGUGUGUGUAGGAUAUGUAUAUGAUCCUAUAUAUGUAUGUACACAUAUACGUAUACACACAUACAUAUUGUUUAUAUAUAGAGAGGGGAGAUUGUGUGUCUGUGUAUAUAUGAAUAUGUGUGUAGGAUAUGUAUAUAUAGGAGUAUGUGUAUAUACACAUACACACACACACACACCACACACACACAUAUAUAGGAUUCACACACAGGAUAUGUGCGUGUGUAGGGUGUAGUAUAUUGUAUGUAUAUAUAGGAAUAUAUAUACCGUGUGUGUUUAUAUAUACACAUAUAUAUAAUCCUAUAUGUAUGUAUGAGAUCCUAUAUAUAUAUAUAUAUAUAUACACACACGCACGCACACAUACACACACUCUUCUUCAUUCGUGUAUAUAUAUAUACACACACACCUAUAUAUCAUAUCCUACACACACACACAUCCUACAUAUACAUUCACACACAUACACCUGUAUAUACAUAUUGUAUCCUACACACUAUAUAUAUGUGUGUGUGUGUGUAUAUAUACACACACAUAUAUAUAGUGUGUGUAGGAUACUAUAUGUAUAUAUAGGUGUAUAUGUAUGUAUGCGUGUGUGUGUAUAUAUAUACACAUACAUAUAUAUGUGUGUGUAUAUAUAUAUACACACACACACACACACAUAUAUAGUGUGUAGGAUACUAUAUGUAUAUAUAGGUAUAUGUGUGUAUAUGUAUGUAUUUAUGUGUAUAUAUACACACACACAUAUAUAUAGUGUGUAGGAUACUAUAUAUAUAGGUGUAUGUGUGUAUAUGUAUGUAUACAUACAUAUAUAUAUAUAUACACACACAUACACCUAUAUAUAUAGUAUUCUACACACUAUAUAUAUAUGUGUGUGUGUGUAUAUAUAUACACACACACAUAUGUACACACACACAAACACGCAUACACACAUAUAUAGGGUGUAGGAUACUAUAUGUGUAUAUAUAUGUGUGUGUGUGUGUAUAUACACACACAUAUAUAUAUAGUGUGUGUAGGAUACUAUAGGUAUAUAUAGGUGUUUGUGUGUAUAUGUAUGUAUUUAUGUGUAUAUAUACACACACACACACACACACACACAUAUAGUGUGUAGGAUACUAUAGGUAUAUAUAGGUGUAUGUGUGUAUAUGUGUGUAUACAUACAUAUAUAUACACACAUACAUACAUAUACACACAUACACCUAUAUAUAUAGUAUUCUACACACUAUAUAUGUGUGUGUGUGUGUGUAUAUAUAUACACACAUAUGUACACACACACAAACACGCAUACACACAUAUAUAGUGUGUAGGAUACUAUAUGUGUAUAUAUAUAUAUAUGUGUGUGUGUGUGUGAAUGUAUACAUAGGAUAUAUAUGUGUGUCUGUAUUAGAUAUUCCUACAAAUGGAGAAUAACAAAUCUUGUUGCACAAAACACAGUAAACACCCCACCCCAAAAAAAACCCACAGUAUUAAAAAUAUAAUGUCUCUGAAACAUAUGCAAACGUCCUCUUUUCAGUAGAUACAAAUAAGCCCGUUUGGCUUCCAAACCCAUCCCGUUCGGAAUCCUGGGAUUUGCAGUUUCCUAACGGGCUUCGCACACUCCGACAUUUAACCGGGAGGAAAGGGGACAGAUUUGUCAGUGGGGAGACACAGGCCUCCAAGAAAGGUGCCGGACUACAACUCCCAAGUUGCUGGGCUAGAGGUCGGUGGCCGGACCCCAUCCGUAGCCGUCGUCGUCGUCGGACUCUGAGUCGUAAGCCCGGGCCUUGGUGAACUUCUUCUGCAGGGCCUCGCGCUCGUAUUCCCUGCGAAAAGAAUACAAACAUCAGCAGCUGAGAAUCGUAUUGGGCUUGUUUGCUGCAGCAUCACACUCCCGGCUUAUGUCAAAGGAUCCAUAUAAAAGUACCUGAUGUCUGCGUCUUGCCGCCACUGUCCUUGCGGUUGCUGGUUGUUGUCGUGCUGUUGGAAGACAACACAACAAAUCAGACAUUGGGGAGAUGGUGGCGGGGUAUAAAUAAAGUUUUAUUAUUAUUAUUAAA
Anolis carolinensis (green anole) is the source of this 5053-nucleotide messenger RNA. It is a transcript of the gene apba3, whose product is annotated as amyloid beta precursor protein binding family A member 3. Gene Ontology annotation, cellular component: dendritic spine; cytoplasm; plasma membrane. Bases 184 to 2235 code for a protein of 683 amino acids. The record is from RefSeq and is a predicted model, not a curated record. Gene Ontology annotation, biological process: chemical synaptic transmission. NCBI's taxonomy places the organism in Eukaryota, Metazoa, Chordata, Lepidosauria, Squamata, Anolidae. Gene Ontology annotation, molecular function: amyloid-beta binding; protein binding. The transcript is spliced from 12 exons.